Messenger RNA from Leptopilina boulardi, 8338 nucleotides. RefSeq names its product RNA-binding protein Musashi homolog 2 (gene msi). The transcript is spliced from 5 exons. Gene Ontology annotation, cellular component: cytoplasm. Gene Ontology annotation, molecular function: RNA binding. NCBI's taxonomy places the organism in Eukaryota, Metazoa, Arthropoda, Insecta, Hymenoptera, Figitidae. The coding region runs from base 1384 to 2640 and encodes 418 amino acids. The record is from RefSeq and is a predicted model, not a curated record.
UGAACAGUUAGAGGGUGAGGACGUACGCCGGUCGCUCCUUAAAAAUAUCGUUAAUUUACGAGUUUUAUGCAAAUUCUAUUAAGUUUUCGUAAUUCUAAAGUGAUAAUAUCUUAUUUCGGGUAAAAUUUAAUAUAAAUCUCGCCGAUUUAAGUGGAAAUAGUUGAGAAAAAAAAGUUAACCAAAAAGUGGGGUUAUGUGUGAAGUGCUCAAUUUUGGCGCGUAUAUCAGGGGUGGUGGCGCCAGUAGUUAUUCAAAUCAAGUCCUUUACGUUAUGUUAACGUUAAUUACGUAUGCUUUCGCGGUUUAAAAUCAAAUAAACACAAUAAUAAAAAUUCUAUAGUUAUUAAAUAAUUAAAUUCUUCAAAGUUAUGAGUUUUCGUACAUAUUUAGAGGUUAAAUAUUUUUAAUUUUGAAAGUUUCACAUACAUUUUUCCGAUUUUUUUUUCAGUUAUUAGUAUAAAAUAGUGUUUAUUUUUUGAAAGAGAUUCCAGUUUUCAGGUUAUCAUUUUUAACGAGAAUAGAAUUUAGUGAUUAUAUUUGAAAUUUUUUUUUAAUGGACGGAUAUGCAUCAACUCUAAUUUAAUUUUGAAAAAUGAGAGAAACAUCCUGGAUCAUAAAGAGACAAUGUAUCCAGUGAAGGGAUGCAAAGCUUUGGUUUGUUAUCGUCGUCUCAACUUCCGGUUAUGCCGUCAUACUAUAACAUUUUCCCUGGUGAUGCAAUGUGAGUGACAGGUAUUCAAUCCUCGCGUUAGUUUAUCCAUCGAGACGUAGCAGCAUCAGUGAUAGUAAAAACGAAAAAGCUUUUUCGAAAGUCAGUUAAAAAAGGAGAGAGUGAGAGCUUUUUUCCUAAAAGUUCCUUUAAUCAUCGACUGUUGGCGCCACCUUCGAAUAAAGUUAAGGGUUAGCGGAAGUGCGAGGUUACCGCGGUUACCGUUCAGUGUCCAGUGUGGUGACUACCAGUGCCGUCAUCGUCAGUAUCAACACAUACACAUAUAUAUAUAUGAGAAUUUGUCUUAGAACCUAACCUUUUUCUAAUAUUUAUGACCAUUCAUAAAGAUAUUGUGCCGGUUAAUGUUUUUUUUUCUAAAUUAUCAAUAUAAAAGUGGUGAAUUAAUUAUUUCGCGGGAGAGAAUCAAUGAUUUGUGUUAUAUUGAGAACAGUAGUGAGUGCAUACAGUGACCUUUCUGUGGACAAUUGAUCAAACCUCAGUCGUUAUAUAUAUAUAAAUAUAUAUAUAUAUAUAUAUUGACGUGUGGGAAGUGAAGAAACUGGAAUUUCAGAAAGCUGAGGAGAACCACGAGAUUGUCACGAGGAGAAAAAGUGUUCUAGAAGUCCAGUGUCACAGGAAGUAAAACGACGGAUAAACAUCCGUCGUGAGAAACGAUGGCGGCCGCGAGUUUUCCACCUAACUUUCCCAACGUCGGUGUUGUGGAAAACUGUGCCGGCAUGGAGGCAGCCGCAGCGGCGGCGGCUGCUGCUGCAGCUGCAGCGGCCAAUGGGUCGGCUAUCGAGCACGAGUUCCACAACAAUAUGGUGCCAAUAAACGGUAGUCAUUCAAGUAGCUCCGGACGGAGUACACCAAAUGGUACAGACCCGGCCCCUGGGAAAUUAUUCGUCGGUGGUCUAUCCUGGCAAACGAGCAGCGAGAAACUAAGGGAAUAUUUUGGCAUGUUCGGAACAGUAACCGACGUGCUCAUCAUGAAGGACCCAGUGACACAGAGAAGCCGCGGUUUUGGCUUUAUUACCUUCGCGGAGCCGGGAAGCGUCGACAAGGUCCUCAAGUGUCCAAUUCACACACUAGAUGGGAAGAAGAUUGAUCCUAAACACGCAACGCCGAAGAAUCGUGCAAAACAGGCGAAUCGCACGAAAAAAAUAUUUGUAGGUGGUGUUAGUCAGGACACAAGCAGUGAUGAAGUAAAGGCGUAUUUCAAUCAAUUUGGCAAAGUGGAGGAGACUGUCAUGCUCAUGGAUCAACAAACCAAAAGGCAUCGUGGCUUUGGCUUUGUUACAUUUGAAAAUGAAGACGUCGUCGACAGGGUAUGUGAGAUUCAUUUUCACACUAUAAAAAAUAAAAAAGUCGAAUGCAAAAAGGCUCAACCGAAAGAGGCGGUACAACCUGGAGCACUUGCUCUUGGCAAAAGGGUUGUUCUUGGCGCAUUGGGUGUACGUCUUGCACCACAGCCAACACUUCCAGUUGGAGCAGCAACCGCUUCACAAAUUGUCGCCCACGCUCAAGCACAAGCUCAGGUACAGGCGGCGGCCGCAGCUGCUGCAGCGGCUCAAGUACAAAAUGCAGUUGCUGGCUAUGGAAAAUUAUUUGCUGGUGCAUAUCCAGCAGCGGCGGCCCUAUCAGCCUAUAGAUAUACGCCCUAUCCAAUUCCAGCGUCUGCGGCAGCGGCCGCCGCUGCCGUUGCGGCGGCAGCUGCAGCAGGACCCGGUCAAGCUCCACAACUACAACCAAAUGGUGUACCCCCAGGAGCAGCGGCUCAAAAUUCUCAAGCCGCAGCUGCGGCCGCCGCUGCAGCGGCAGCGGGCCCACCACCCAAUCCCUAUCAAGGGUACUCGCUAACAAAUGUCGAUAUGUCGAGUUUCCAAGGCGUCGACUGGGGAUCCAUGUACGGCAUGGGCAUGUACGUCUAGACAUACCAUCACCACAACUGAGGAUGAAGUUGCAGAUCUCAGCCGAACGAUCCGGCCACACCGCGAUCUAGCAUCCUCGAAGCCAAAUUCAAUCCCAAUUCCCCUCAAUCGUCUUUCCCUCCUUUUUUUCCAUUAGUUCCCUAAUCAUAACUUAUUCUCCCUUUUAAGUUUAGUAUUUUUUUUCGUAUCGUUUAGUGAUGAUAGAAAUUGUAAUUCUGUUCAAAAAAGGCUAGUCAAUUUUUUCACUGUUUCUAGCCUCAUUUUGUAAAAGAAAAUCAUCACACCAUUCGGAAUUUCUAGUUAGCGUUUCUCGCCUUUAAUACUCAAAUCUCCCUUCAGUUCAAGUAUACCUUCUAUACUUUCUCUUUUCUUAUUUGCGAAUUAAAUAUAAUUUAUACCUUGAUGUAUCAAAUUGCGGUAAAAAUUGUACCCUUUGACAAAUAUUGUACCUUUAUUGUACGAUUGCAUUGACCCCUUCGCCUUCAUUUAAAUUGUACCUUUGCCUCGAGUCUAGGUAGCGAAGAGGCCAGAGAUUGAUGUGGUAUUUUUUUCAAGUAACGAAAGACAAUAUUCUCUUCUAUUAAGUCUUAUUAAGUCUUUAAGAUUUAAGGUCAUCGAUUAUGUGACUUUGUGAAUCAAGCGCUAAUCGGAAUCCAACGAUCAAAUUUAUCCCUCUGCAAAACACAAAAAGGAAGUAUUUGAAAACUGAUCCGCGAUGAAACAAAAAAAAACGGAAGAUAAAACACCAUUCUAAAGCAAUCGUUUGAUUUGAGUGCCUAAAAAUUGAUCCGCGUUUCAGAUUUCCAAAGUUAUAAUACCUUUCUUAUAAAAAAAAAAAAUCGAAAGUGAACCUAUUGCGUGAACGAGUAAAAAUGUUCUUUUUUAUUCGUUGAAAGCAGAACUUCACGUGCCUGUCGAUAUAUUUUUUUGUUUCUUUAUCGAAGACCAAGCUGCUUUCCUCGCGCCUUUGAUUUAUAUCUUGAAAUGGGAAAUAAAGCGAUCAUUUGAUUCCGAUCAGCGUUUUCAGAAUCGACAAAUAACGCAGUCAAAAAAAAAAAAGUUAAAAAAAGAAAAAAAAAAAAAAAAAAAAACAUGUACAUAUCGUCUACCAUUCGACUCUUGUUACUUAAGCCUCCGAAAAAAAGAAAAAUUUGAGUAAACUUAAAUAGUUGGUAGUACUUAAAAAUGAUACUCAAACAAAUAAGCAUUCGAAGGGAGAAAAAAAGAGAAUUGAGAUUAGCUCAAUAAUUUAAGUCAGCGACUAAGUUUAGCUCCUAAGUCAAAGCGAUUGUACUGACUAGGAUUACUUUCACGAUGCGGAAGACGAUUUUUGUUCUGCAUUUUUAUUAUUUUUUUUUCAAUUUUUUUUUUCCUCUGAAUCGUCAUCCGGUGAUCGGGGAAGCAGUCAUUGAGAAGAACGAUAUGAAUUUUUUUUCGAGCAAUAAGCGGAUACUUAAACUUUAAUAUUUAAUCAUAAACUAUUUAUAGUGAUAUUACUGGUUAAAAAAAAAAAGCUCGAAUAGAAGCUAAAGACUAGAAAUAGAUAUGAGGAAAGCGAGAGAAAGAUAAGGAGACGGAGAGAAUUGUCAGCGCAGGACAUUUCUUCCAGUGAUUUUUAUGCUGUACUUAAGGGAAAAAAAAUCGUUGGUAUUCUUUUACGGAUUACGCUUUAUGCGCAAAACAAAACAAAAAAAAAAACAUUGUCUUGCGUAAGUUAAUAUAUCGAAAAUCUGUGAUCAAUUUCUCUCGUUCUCCCGAUUUUCGCUUCUUGUCUUUCUCUCUCUCUAUCUCCCCUCUCUCUCUUUUAUCAACUUUCGAAAAAAAAUGCACGGAAAAAGUUAUUAAAAAACAACAAAAGUUAAUUCUUUUAUUGCCCUAUUGUGAUUUUCUAUUUAUUAUUAAAAAGUGGAGAUCAGAGUAGAGAGGGGUUUUUAGGAGAGAAAAAUAAAGGAGCGUGCGUUACAUUAAGAAAUUUUUUGCGCGAAUUGACGCAUACAAAUUAAUUCGCAUAGGUAUGUCGUAGAACGCUUGUGUUUUAAAGUAUGAGUGUGUUGGCAAAAAAAAAAAAAAAAGAAAAAAAAAUGAGAAAGAUUUGUGCGUCUGGAUGAAAAAAAAAAGAGAUCAAAGGGUAUUACGUUGGUCGUGUGCUCUGUCAUUAAAAGAAAGCCAGAGUCAAGACUCUCGAAGUGUUUGGGGUCGAAUACGUCAGUAAGAAUUUUUUUUUUUUAAACCUUUUUUUCUCCAUGUAAACAAGUUCCACUUGUGAAGAAAAUUUAAAAUUAGAAGAAAAAAUACUUUCAAGGAAAAUUUUUUAAUAAAAUAAAAAAUGACUGACGUAGCUCGAGGGGGAAAAAAAAGAGACAAACACAAUCGAGAAGUCGAGGAGAAAAAUAAAAAUCUCUCUCAAGUCCGCGUAGGGAGGAGAGCCAAUGUGGUAGGUCUUGUCCUUUCUCGGAUUCGAGAAAUGCAGCCAUUCACGAACGACUUCCGUACCGCGGACUGAUUCGCAGACACGUCGUUUCUCGAUUUUGUUUCUUUAUAAGCCGCCAUCGUCUGAUCUUUGGUCAUAUAUAUAUAUAUUAUUUGGUCAAUUUUUCAAAAAAAAAAGAAAUAUGUAUUGUGUAGUUUAGUUUUUUUUUUCUUUUUUUUUCUUAAAUUAACCACUCAUUAGUUUAGUGCGUUUAGGAAGAAGCAUGCUGGUUGGCAAUUUCAUUAUUUAUUUUCUUUAAUCAUUUUAAUGGACACUAGUGGUCACUGCUACCAUUUUUCUUCUUUACCCACCAUUUCUAUCUUCUAUAUUCUCCUCUAGAGAGAUAAUUUCACCGGGCGAAAUAAAUUCUAUAUAUGAUAUAUUGUUCACAGCAAGAAUAUAUACUUUUAAAUGCAUGAUUUUUUUUGUUGUUGUAUAAUAUAUUUAACAAAUCAAUUUUUCUAUCAAUUUAUUCUUGCUUUAUUAUUUUCAUUCAUUAAAUAAUUUUACCCGGUGAAAGUCUCUAAUUUGUAUAAAGAUCUAGUUCUAUUUUUCGUUUCGUUUUUUUUUUUAAUACGACGUUAGUGUGCGAGUGUUUCUGCACAGUUGUGCUUCCUAUGGUAUUAUUAUUGUCUUAAGUUCUCUAAUUAAUUAAUUAAUUUAAGUACGAUUGUCUAAUUAUUAUUGAACCUGUAUAUUUACAUAUAUUUAUAUACGACAAAUUUAUCGCGUCGACAUUGGACAUUAAAAAAGCAAAAAAAAAAAAAAAAAAAAGUACCCGACAAUCCUUCCGAUAUAUUUGACUGUCUUUUGUGGUCUCCUACCGUAGUGGCUCUCUGAAAUAGGCUUCCAAUUAUUUUCUGACAGAAAUUUUUCAAAAUAUAAAUUAAAUGAUAAAAUCCACUGCUCCGUACCUCGACGAGAGAUAAGUUUUCAAAAAAAAAAAAAAAAAAGAGAGAAGAAGAAGAUGAUGAAGCAGUCAAGUAGCAAAAGCAAGAAAACUGCCUUCACGCUUUACAGAGCCUAGAAUACUUUUUAGAUAACGCGUCCCUACUGUACGACCGAUACUCGAGACGUAUUACUAUGUUAUGAUUAUGAUUAUUACUAAUACUACUACUACUAUUACUACUACUGCUGCUGCUGCUGCUGCUGCUGUUGAUGCUGCUGCUGCCAUUACUGUUGUUAUGAUUAUGAGUAUCACCGCCAUUAUCAUCUUAUUGCCAUUAUUAUUGUGCAUCAGAAUCUUUCUUAUUAUUGUCAUUGCUGUAAUUAUUAUUAUUAGCAAGCCUGGUUUCACGAGACCACACGCUGACAAGGAGACUCAUCUUCGACGCGUCUGGUACGUCGUGCUGUCGCACUUGCCAGUGCUAUUCUUUUAUUUCUCUAUUAUUCGUAAAUUUAUUUUUUCCAUCAAAAAAGAAACUAAAAAAAAAAAUAUCUUUUCUUCCCUUAAAUCACAAUUUUAUAAAUCGCGAAUAACAUGGAGAAACAAUAUAUGUGAUUAUUUUGUACUAAACAGUUUGUAAAUUUUACUAAACUAUUCUGUAAACUCUACUAAGCAAUUGGUUAAUUUCUAAAAAAUAUUUACUAUAAACUUUACUAUGCAGUAUGUAAAUUUUACUAAACUGUUUUGUAAAGUUUACUCAGCAGUUUAAAAAAUUUUACUAAACUGUACUGUGAAUCUUACUAAGUAGAUUUUUAAUUUUACUAAACUGUUCUGUAAAACUAAGCAGUUUACAAAUUUUGCUGAAGUGUUCGGUUUACUAAACAUUUGGUUAAUUUUACUAUACUGUUCGACAAACAUUACUAAGCAAAUUACAAAUUUUUACUAAACUGUACAGAAAACAUUACCAAACAGUUGGUUAAUUUUAUUUAACUGUUGUGCAAACAUUACUAAGCAGUUUACAAAUUCUACUAAACUGUACAGAAAACUUUACUAAACAGUUUAGUAUAAUUUUACUAAACUGUUUUGAAAUUUUUGCUAAGUUAACAAAUUUUGCUAAACUGUUCUGUUCUGUUUACUAAACAGUUGAUUAAUUCUACUCAAAUGUUUUGUAUUAAUUAUACUAAACUGUACAAUAUACAUUACUAAACAGUUUGUUAUUUUUAUUAAACUGUACUGUAAAUUUUACUGAACAGUUUAUAAAUUUUACUAAAUUGUACCUGUGAACUUUACUAAACAGUCUGAAAAUUUAACUAAACUGUACUGUAAACUUUAUUAAACCGUUUAAAAAAUUUACAAAACAGUACAUAAUUCUUAUAAGACUAAUAAAAUUCAAAAAAAAUAUGUUCACAAAAGAAAAAACGGUUUCCUCACUUAUGAACUAUUUUGUAAUUGUGAAAAAUAUUAUUUCUCCAUGAAAAAUUUUAAAUUUACAAUUUUUUUGAUAAUUUUUAUUAUAGUAAUUGUUUUGAUAUUAUAACGAAAAAAAAGUAAGUAAAAGUUUAAUAUUAAAAAUUUAUAUUUUUUUUAUUAAUUAAUUGAGAAUGAAUUAAUUACAUAUUAAUUAAUAGAGAAAAUUUUUUGAAUAUCACUGGCAAAUGCGCACUUUUAGAACGUACAUAAUGAAAAAAAAAAAAAAAAAAAACGAGAACACUUAUCCAUUCACUCAUUCACUCACUGACAACCACUCAAAAAAAAAUCUUACUAACUCCGAUACAAGAACGUAUAUAGUUUAGUCAAUGCCUAGAGACAUUGCCAAUAAAGUAGUCGUUUAAAACUGGUAGCUAACAUCUUUGUGUAUUUUCCCUGUAUCUGUCACUUACCCAGUAUUAUAUUUACCUUGUAUCUUACACCUAACUUAGUAAAAAGUAAUAUAUUAUUAUUAUUAUUAUUAUUAUUAUUAUCAUUAUUAUUAUUAUUAUUAUUAUUAUUAUUAUGUUUGGUGCUGUGUUUUUGCGUUACCGGCCCGAUUCGUGCCAGUAGCACUACAACGAGUACCUAACGGGAAAGUGUCUGCAAACUGUGUUGUCGAUUUUAGAAAAAAAAAAAUAAUUUUAUUUUCUCUUUUUUUUUCUUUUGAACAAGUAGAUUUUUUUUUUUUAGAGUGAUCCAAAACUAAUCCAAUUUUUAUCUUCUUUUUCAUCAAGUAUAUAUAAUAUAUAACUAAAAGGCAUGAACAACAAAUAACUAAAUCUUAUUUAAUAUAUUGUUAAUUGAAGUUUAUUUUAUAUUAACUUUAUUUACACUUUCAAUUUAGUGCGAUUGUAAAUAAUGUGAAUGGUUUU